CCUCCUCUCUCUGCAGGUGGCGUGGCUGCCGGAUGGGAGUGCCCCGGUGUGUCCGCGCUGGGUGAGGCCGGCGCAUGCACCAUGUCAUCAUGCGUCUCUAGCCAGCCUAGCAGUGACCGGGCCGCCCCCCAGGAUGAGCUGGGGGGCGGGGGCAGCAGCAGCGAAGGCCAGAAGCCCUGUGAGGCCCUGCGGGGCCUCUCGACCCUGAGCAUCCGCCUGGGCAUGGAGUCCUUCAUCGUGGUCACCGAGUGUGAGCCGGGCUGUGCCGUAGACCGUGGCCUGGCCCGGGCCCGGGCCCUGGAGGCCGAUGGCCAAGAGGUCCCCCUCGACGCCUCCGGGUCCCAGGCCCGGCCCCACCUCUCGGGUCGCAAGCUCUCCCUGCAGGAGCGGUCCCAGUUGGACGCGAAUGGACGCUGCGCGCACCCCGCCCUGCCCUCCUCGCCCGUCGGCUCCCCGCAGUUGUCGCCGCGGCUGCCCCGGCGGCCCACGGUGGAGUCCCACCACGUCUCCAUCACCGGCAUGCAGGAUUGUGUACAGCUGAAUCAGUACACACUGAAGGAUGAAAUUGGAAAGGGCUCCUAUGGCGUGGUCAAGUUGGCCUACAAUGAAAAUGACAAUACCUACUAUGCGAUGAAGGUGCUGUCCAAAAAGAAGCUGAUACGACAGGCGGGCUUUCCACGUCGCCCCCCACCCCGAGGCACCCGGCCAGCCCCGGGGGGCUGCAUCCAGCCCAGGGGCCCCAUUGAGCAGGUGUACCAGGAAAUCGCCAUCCUCAAGAAGCUGGACCACCCCAACGUGGUGAAGCUGGUGGAGGUCCUGGAUGACCCCAAUGAGGACCAUCUGUACAUGGUGUUUGAACUGGUCAACCAAGGGCCUGUGAUGGAAGUGCCCACCCUCAAACCGCUCUCUGAAGAUCAGGCCCGUUUCUACUUCCAGGAUCUGAUCAAGGGCAUCGAGUACUUACACUACCAGAAGAUCAUCCACCGGGACAUCAAACCUUCCAACCUGCUGGUGGGAGAAGAUGGGCACAUCAAGAUUGCCGACUUUGGUGUGAGCAAUGAGUUCAAGGGCAGUGAUGCGCUUCUCUCUAACACUGUGGGCACGCCCGCCUUCAUGGCACCCGAGUCACUCUCGGAGACCCGGAAGAUCUUCUCUGGGAAGGCCUUGGAUGUUUGGGCCAUGGGUGUGACGUUGUACUGCUUUGUGUUUGGCCAGUGCCCGUUCAUGGACGAGCGGAUCAUGUGUCUACACAGUAAGAUCAAGAGUCAGGCCUUGGAAUUUCCAGAUCAGCCCGACAUAGCCGAGGACUUGAAGGACCUGAUCACCCGCAUGCUGGACAAGAACCCCGAGUCCAGGAUCGUGGUGCCGGAGAUCAAGCUGCACCCCUGGGUCACGAGGCACGGGGCGGAGCCGUUGCCAUCGGAGGACGAGAACUGCACGCUGGUCGAGGUGACUGAAGAGGAGGUCGAGAAUUCGGUCAAACACAUUCCCAGCCUGGCGACCGUGAUCCUGGUGAAGACCAUGAUACGAAAACGCUCCUUUGGGAACCCGUUCGAGGGCAGCCGGCGGGAGGAGCGCUCGUUGUCAGCACCUGGAAACCUGCUCACCAAAAAACCAACCAGGGAGUGUGAGCCCCUCUCUGGGCCCAAGGAAGCAAGGCAGCGAAGACAGCCUCCGGGGCCCCGCCCCGCCCCCUGUAGGGGAGGAGGAAGUGCUCUUGUGAAAGGCGGUCCCCGAGUGGAGAGCUGGGGGCCCCCAGGCCCCGGCUCCCACGCACGCAUGCACCCUCUGCGGCCUGAUGAGGUGAUGGAGUAGCUGUCUGGACCUCGACCUCGCAUGCAGGCGUCUCACCUUCGGGGCUGCCUCCUGAGUUUCCAUAGCAGCAUGUCCUACGGAAACCGAGCACGUGUGUAGAGCCUUGACUGUCAUCUAUGGUUGUUUUUUUUCCUUUGUUGUUUUAAAGGGGACAAAAAAAAAAAAAAGACUUGACUCCGUGACAUCGACCUUGGCCGCUGGCUGGCUGAACAGGCGAGUGUGAGGAGUUGCAGACCCAAACCUACGUGCGUUUCGGGACAGUUGCUUUUUAAAACAUUUUUAUGCCAAAAAUCCUUCAUUGUGAACUCAGAACCAUGUCCGAUACACCAAGUGAAUGUGUGUGGGGUUUGAAAAUCAUGAAAAACGGGCAGAAAACUCCGGCGAUGUAGUCUGAGACCACAGAGUUAGUCUCUGCAUUUGAAAGGGAGAGAAAGAGUGGAUCUGACUCCUCGUGCAAAUCCUAAACCGUGGUACCUUCCAGAACCGUGGACUCAAGGGGUCAGGGCAGGGUUAGCCCUCAGUAGCUGCAGGGAGCUUCAAUACAACUUAUUCAUAAGAAAGACUUUUAAAUUUUUUUAUGGGUAGAGUUGUAGUCAGGAAAACGGAAAGGGCUUAAAGUUUAAUUGCUUCGCAAAGGGGAUUUUCCAACCCUGGAAGGGCAUUUGGUGGGAGAAGUUUCGCCUGAAGGACUGAACGGGUUUCUUAAGGACAACCACUCAAAGCAGGUUUCUGAAAUAGUUGACUGAGCUCUAGUAAAUCUCUUGUUAAAUUACAAAAACUUCAGGGUGAAAUCCUACACUUCCAUGUACAUUACAUGGCUUACAAGUAAACAAAAAAACCAUUUUCAAUUCUCUGACUAGGCUGAACUCUAGAGUAGUUCAGAAAUCAUUUAGAGCUUCCAGGAUAUAUUCCACGGCUUCAGGUAUGUGAUCGGAGUUAGAGCCAAUGAAAUCUAUGCCUGUAUAUUAGCAGCUUAGCUUGUUUAUAACCUCUGUAUUCUAGAGACUGCUAAGGAUUUGUUUUCUUCUUAAAUACUAGCUGAUUGUUGUAGCCAGCGAAACUUACUCAGUUUCUGGAGGGCCAGUUAGGAAGUACUUCCAUUCAACGGAGACACAAAUGAUCAUCCUUACCGGCAAAGCUCUGUUAGGAUCUACACAGUAACUUUGGGGCACCCUUUUCUAGAAGCUUGUUGAAACCCAGAGCACUUCUCAGGGCCCAGGGGAACUAGGCCUGGCACAGGAAGUUCCCUUUUGUGGCCAAAAGUCCAGAAAGAAAAGGUUUACCUUUUUGACUUCCAACUAGUGUUGGGAAGCUUGGUUGUAGUUCAAGUGUGACUUCUUCCAGAGUCACAGAUGGGUGAGAGUGAAGUUCAAGAGGGAGGAAAACGGGGAGGACAUUGCCCUGGGAGAUUCCCAGUCUUUGUGGAAUCUGGCUUGGGGGAAAUAGUGUCAGUAACUGGGCUCAGAAGGACGUGCUUUCCUGUAGUUUUUACCUGAUUCGUGUGGAUCCGAGGACUUUUGGCAGAGAGAGAAGCAAGGCCUUGUGCCCCCCUGCCCAGCAGAUUCACAGAGCCUGGGCGUUCUUGGCUUCCAUAGAUCUCCAUAAGCUCUUGACUGUCGUUUAGCUAGACUUUUCUCGCUAUCUUAUAAACAGUACAGAAUUAGGGAAUGCUCGUUUCCAAGAGCAGAGGACAGCCGUCUGAUGGAGGGCCGUCUGGCCUGCUUUCUUUGUUUUUGUAACCCACUACUUCCUCUCGCCCUACUGUGCUUGUUUAAAUUUAUGGGCUCCACCCUUCUGGGAGCAGAUGGGGUCUGGUUAGUUUGCAAUAAGCACCUUGCAGUGGUUCAAGUCAACUGGUCCUUAGUCUUAGUCCCAGCCUGUCUGUGUGGACUCUGGCCUGGCCGAGUGGCUCCCGCGGCUCGCCUGGAGGGCGGGCAGCACGCAGAGCUUCUGCAGAACUCCCCCUGUGUUUACACAGCCAUACUGGGCGACGCCAUUUCUUCCACCACGAAACUCCCCAUGUAAGAUUUCGUAGGUGGAAUGCCAGCGAUCAGGCAGCACCCCGCUGUUUAGGCGGGUGGGUUGGGGGAGGCCCAAGUUCAUAACUUUUUUUUUUUUUUUUUUUUAACAAAGAAACACCAAAGAAAGCUAUAGAAAGGAACCAUCACCCCUGAAAAGUAUGACAGGGCUGUAACAUAAAGCAUUAGAGCUACCACUUUUUUGGAGCACAAACAUUGAUUUUUCAAAAGCCAGCUCUUUCAGGAAAGGGGAGAAGCUGUUAGGAGCAGCUUUUCCGGGUGAGCAAAAAGGAUGCCUAUCAGUUUCUUCCGUUGCUGGCUCAUCUGUGGGACCAAUUUGGUGUAAGCAACCUGUGGCUUGCACCUGUGGCCUUGAAGGAAGCACAAGUUCUCUACCCGUCUUUCCUCCGUCCUGUUCCACUUCCCGCAUCUAGUCCUCAGCCUUGACAGUGGCUCCCAUAAAGCCUUAUCUAGCCCCUUGUUGGCACUUGGGGCCAGAGAGGCCAUCUCCCUACUGGUUCAGGUGCGUUAGGGCUCCUGUUCUCAAAGCCUUUCUGACACAAGGAGGCAAAUACCUGUGCGUUUAGACACAGAGGUCAACGUCGCUCUCACCCAUCUUCCAAAGGGGAGCUUCACGUUGCUGGGGGGGAAGAGCCAUGACCACCACUUGCUCCCAAGGUGCUAGGGAAGGUUUCAAGGUUGUCGGUUCCCAUCUUCUCUCCAGCUUUAUGGGCCGAGUUUCGUGGGACUGCUGACUUUUCUAUUCUGUGAUUGCUUUAAUGCCCGACGCUUCUGUUUUAUUCCUGAUCCUUUCUACUAUGCAUUUUCCUUUUAUCAGGUGUACAAAGUUAAAUACUGUGUAUUUAUCACUUAAAAGUACAUGAACUUGAGAAAAAUAAGCCUUUGGUGUUUUUCCACAGAUGUUUAAGCUUCUCUGUAAACUUGAAAUAAACAGACAGCAAAAUGGUGCAAA
Ceratotherium simum simum (southern white rhinoceros) is the source of this 4806-nucleotide messenger RNA. It is a transcript of the gene CAMKK2, whose product is annotated as calcium/calmodulin dependent protein kinase kinase 2. Lineage: Eukaryota; Metazoa; Chordata; Mammalia; Perissodactyla; Rhinocerotidae. The record is from RefSeq and is a predicted model, not a curated record. Gene Ontology annotation, biological process: protein phosphorylation; CAMKK-AMPK signaling cascade. Gene Ontology annotation, molecular function: ATP binding; protein serine/threonine kinase activity.